Molecule: messenger RNA, 1782 nt
Organism: Podarcis raffonei (Aeolian wall lizard)
Lineage: Eukaryota; Metazoa; Chordata; Lepidosauria; Squamata; Lacertidae
Product: protein Bouncer-like
Exons: 3
Coding region: 792-1178 (128 amino acids)
Source: RefSeq, a predicted model, not a curated record
CAUCCUGUUUCCGUCACUUCCCACUCUGUGGAGUCAAAACAUACACCGUCAUGUGAUAGACAAAAAUCCCAUGACUGCAAUCAUGGAGCAGGAAUUCUAACACCGAAUCAAUGGCUUCAAGUUGCAGAAAAGGAGAUUCCAUACCAAAAAACUUUCUGACAGUGAGAGCUGUUUGACAGUGGAAUGGUCUCCCUCGGGAGGCUGUGGAGUCUCCUUCCUUGGAGGUUUUAAAGCAGAGGUUAGACGGCCAUCUUGUCAUGGAUGCUUUAGGAUUCUCAGAAUUCCUGCAUUUCAGGGGGUUGGACUAGAUGACCCUUGGUUCCCUUCCAGCUCUUAAAAUUCUAUGAUUCUAUUAUUCAAGGACCUUCUUGAUAGAAACACCCUGGGUGGCUUCAAGAGGAUGGCUGAACACUUACUUGUUACUUCUGAGUUAUUUACUUCUUCCUACUUAUUUGCCAGUGAACACACAUAGGAUUUCACUUUUAAAAUUUUAACAGAAACAAGCUAAUUUAAAAAGGGAGCGGGCUGUUUUUCAAGCAGAGUGUUCGCCAUUACAAAGGAAACUCUGAGGAAAUGGGAGUUUCCAAGGAAGCCUGAAGUUCUUGCCACUGUUUGAAAAGCACUGUCCUCCUCAAUUUCUGCCUUUCCAGCCUCUUCUAAGCCCGGAUGUUAAAUUAACGUUAAUCACAUGAAGAAGGCUGCUCAUUAGCGGGGUGGAAAACUUUAAAAGGGACCCUCUGCCUAGCCCAGUCAGGCAGUGCAAGAGCCAGAGGGACAGGAUAAGGCCAAAGAUGAAGGUCCUGUUUUUGGUCAGCUGUGCAACCCUCCUUCUCCUUCCAUCAGGAUCCGCCUUGCGAUGCUACACCUGCCUGUUUCCUACCAUCUCCCCGCUGGACUGCCUGAAGUUCCCCACACCCUGCGGCCCGUCUCAGAGAUGCCUCACGUCCGUCAUCAGAGGGCACAGAGGUGCCCUGGAACUGGUUAUCUAUGAGAAGACCUGUGGGGAUUCUUCGAUGUGUGGGGCCCACGGCACCCGAUCCAUGCUGGGAACCAAUUUCACCUUUUAUUCUUCCUGCUGCGACACUGACCUGUGCAACUCAGCUGCCAGGGGGCCGAGCCUUUUCUGGGGGCAAGCCGCCCUGAUCCCUCUGUCAAUCAUCCUGGUCAACCUCCAAUGAGAGCCAACCCCCAAAGCAGCUAUGCCCCAGGAUGUGAGACGACUCGGGACCAGUCACCUCAUACCGCUGCUUUCUCUCGGCCCCCGAUAACCAAAAUGCUCUGGAAGAAGUCUAAAUAACAACUUUCCUGGUUUCACAUCGCUUUUUUCAUCUCUUUCUUUGGGUUAUCUUCUUAACUGCAAUUUGUGCACGGAAAUUUAUUUUAAACCACCCCCCUCCCCAUAACGCACGCACAACUUUAUCCAGCUAUCUGAUGCUACAGUUGGCUUUGCAUUAAAAAGAAGAGGGGGGAAAUUUGGUAGGAUGGUAGAAACAGAGGGACACAAGCCUCUCCUCUUUCUUUGCCUUUUCUGUGCUUUCAAAAUUCAGAGUGUAAGCUGCUUGGGGCAGAGCCCUGUUUGUUUGCUGAAGCCUUCCUUACCACAUGAUUUGGACUAUAAUUCCCAUGGGAGUUGAAUGAUAGAAUUGUAGAGUCCAACCCCCUACGAGGGAGGAAUCUCAACUAAAGCAUCCAAAUCUAAACCGCGUUGAUGUCGUCGUCCCCUUACAAUCAAGUGGUAUAUAAGCUUUAUGGAAUAAAUAAAAUGAAUGAAAAUAAAUGAAA